Molecule: messenger RNA, 1376 nt
Organism: Scheffersomyces amazonensis
Lineage: Eukaryota; Fungi; Ascomycota; Pichiomycetes; Serinales; Debaryomycetaceae
Exons: 1
Coding region: 377-934 (185 amino acids)
Biological process (GO): sterol biosynthetic process
Cellular component (GO): endoplasmic reticulum membrane; intracellular membrane-bounded organelle
Molecular function (GO): heme binding
Source: RefSeq, a predicted model, not a curated record
GAACGAGAAGGGAUUAAAGGUUUGGACCAGUUAGAAUUAAGAUCUAUAUUAAUAUAUAUAUAAUUAAUUGUGGAUUGAAUAUUAUAUCUUAUUUAUUAGUAUUAUUUAAGAUCCAUAUCAUACUAUACUAUAGUAAUUUUCAUUACAUUAGCAUCGAAAUUUCAUUUUCAUUUAGUGUUGUUAAUUCUUUCAUUAAUCUUAAUGAUUAUCAUAUUUUAAAGUUAUAAUUUGCACAUAUUUUGUACAAUACCAUAUAAGAAGAAAGAGGAUUUUCAUAUAUAUACUUGAUUAAAAUCGAGUAAUUCAUUAUUCUUAACCUUCUUUAAAAAAAAUUUCAUAUCUAUUCACAACGUUUUAAUUAGCAUAAUAUCUAAUAAUGAUAACUCAAACUCAAACUAUAACAGAAAAGUUUCGACCUCCGCAAUUCUAUACCCUUGAUCAAGUCCGAAACCAUAACUCUCCAGGUGAUUUAUGGAUGAUAAUAUAUAAUCGAGUUUAUGAUAUAACUGAUUUUGCUCAUAGUCAUCCUGGAGGAAUAGAAGUAUUAUUUGAUUGUGGUGGUGUUGAUGCUACUGAAGCUUUUGAUGAUGUUGCUCAUUCUGAUGACGCAUUUAACAUGUUAGCACCUUAUUUUGUUGGAGAUUUAAUACCGCAUGAACAAAUAAAAUAUAAGAAACAACCAAGUCAUACAGUUCCCAGUAUAUAUAUUGAGAAUAAUGAUGAUACUAAACCUCAAAAGUUUGUGAAAUCAAUUUCAAAUAGUAAAAAGAGUAAAAGCAAUACGACUUCAAAGAAAUCAAAAAAGGGUAAGAAAUCAAGUACACCUGUUGAAAAAUUGACAAUUGCUAUUUUGAUAUUAUUGGUUAUCUUUUCAUUAAUAUUAUACGUUGGAGUUCAAAAAUUGAAAUGGACUUAUCAUGUUCAUUCUUCAUAAUAAACAAUUUAAAAUUGUUGGGUCUUAUUUCUUCACUUAUAGAACAAUAUUAUAACAAAUGUCAUCCGGUUGACAAAUAGGUAAAAUUUAAAGAGCCCAAAGGGCCACUGUCAUUUAAUUCUAAUCAUCUAUCAUUUUAUAUUAUUAUGAUAAUUAAUAAUGAUUUAUUCAGUAAUUUUGAUGGAUUUGAUAUUUUAUAUUUCUUCUAGAUGGAUUACCUUUGGUCAAUUUCACCUUGAAUAAAAUCUUAAAUCAGUCAAAUGGUAUCAAAUGAAAAUUCAAAUUCAUAUUAAUUUUAUUUAUUUGUUUAUUAUUUAUUUAUUCAUUUCUUUUACAUUACUUUUUCAAAAUCUAUUUAUUUAAUUAUUUACUUAUUUAUUGUUAUUUAUUAAAAUAUCUAAUUAUGCAUAUAUAUAUUUAUUCAUUAUUAUCAAUUCUCGCC